CUGCGCUCUCAAUUUUCACAGCGCGGGAUGGUUUUCUCUAUAUUUAUUUUGGUUUCCGCUGCUGGUUAGGUUUUUACUGUUUUUCAUGAUUGUUGGUGAAGUCUUUCCAAUUUUCUUUUCUAUUGAUAGCUUCUCUAUGAUCGGUGGCUCUUGUUUUUGUUUUUGUUUGGCUUUCUUCAAUUUGGACUGAGACUCGUGGCAUAUACGCACGCCAUGGAUGGCACUGGGAGGUAUUUUGACUCUUCAUUUUCAUUACCCUUGUUUGUUUUGUUCCGGUUUCGCUUCUACGUGAACUCUUUGUUUUUUAUUAUUCCAUAUAUAACUUUUCAAGAGGCGUUGUUUGGAUGUCAGUUCGCAGUCUGCUACUUAACCUAGACUCCAAGUUUGUGACUGUAACCAAUUCUGGUAUAGAGGCUAUUCAACGCUUAGAGUACGGCCGCGCGUAAAACUGCGUCAUUUAACCAAUUGCUGCAUACUAAGUACAUUAUUUUUCUACCAAGUAUACUUUGCCAUGCACAUCAUGCAUAGAUAAGGUUGGUGCUAUAGCAGAGCCUAUCUAGUGCGCCGCCACCAUCUACAUAACUCCAACGUGGAAUGCGACCGUAAAAUUUGGGCUCGAUCCAACGGCUUCCAUUUGAGUGUCAACAGCAGUAGGAAUGGUGUCUAUCUCCGGCAAAAGCCAGAAGAGAGUUGUAAUUAAUUUUGUACACAAUGACGACUUUUGACACCCAGCCUCCUUUUGCUCCUCUGCUUUUAACAGUCUCCCUCGGUACUGUAAAUACUACUGUACCCUGCCAGAAGGGACCCUCUACCUAUCUCUAGCCAUCUACUGUAGCCUUACUUUCGGCAGAAAGUGGCAGGCUCGACGCCGGGCGGCAGGCGAUGUAACCCAGCGGUCAAACGUGGCAACUUUGGACUUAACCUUGUGUACGUAGAAAUAGCCCAGUCAUCUGGUCUUUAGGCUGCUUACUGGCGUCAUACAUCACCUGCCCGCCUUGGCCAAGAGAAAGGCGAGGUGGUUCCCCGCGAGACAUACACAUUCUCCCUUGCAUCGGGAUACUCGGCGCCCCGAAGAACGGACACACACAUACACGCACAAAAUAGUGUUUUUUUUUGCUUUGACACAUGGCAUCAUGAUGACUCGUUCUACUGCGUGAACUAGUAAUACUAUACUAAAAAAAAUAACAAACAUAAGCUCCCAACCAAGGCUAGCGGCGGCGCGUAUGUCUCUGAUUUUCCCAGCCUGCAUCGACACGCGUAGCCAACCAGGCGCAGCAGAUUCAUGUUUUUGCUGUUUUAAUCAAGAGACACGGCACAAGCGGCCCAGACCCUUCCCUUGGCCCUUCUGCCUGGUCAAGCACACACACACCGCCGCGGUUGCGACACUGUUUCGUGUUCGUAGGAUGACGACCAGAGACAGUGUGCCCACCAAAUCAAACAGCUCUGUAGCCUGCCCGCCUUUUCUUUUUCUUCUUCCUCCUUCUAGACUUGAUAAGAAAAUAACAUAGCUCGCCCCUUUCUGUCGUCAUUAAACUCUUUCAUCUCCUUGACUCGAUUGCCCUGCAGCGCCCCCAUUUACAUCGCUGUGCACCACACUUAACCAAAGUUCGGACGACUCGUAACAGAACAUAGCAAAGCCCCCUUGCAUCCGUUUAGCUGCACCUGCUGCUUAGCUGGACGAACCAAAGACCACUAUGGAUCGCCUUUGAGGUUGCGUUGACCCGCUCUGCUGCACCUCUAGGCUGGUGGUGGCUGAAUACAACAUCAGUCAAACCCGAGCUGGCUGCUGCCCUAUUUCUUGGUUUGCUGUUAGGCAAGCCAGCCUAUUCAUAAACAAGGCUGUGCCUCCUUGGACUUCUCAACCGUCGAGAGUUUGCCUUGUUUAGAAUUGUGAGGGUGCCGCCGGCAGAUAUACACCAUUAAACACCAUCAUCACCACCACCAUCACCACAACGGCAGCACCAUGACCAACGGUACUUGGGCUGACCUUGUAACCUGGGCCGUAUUUGGCCUUUCGACACUCAAACCGACGCCCUCAGUCUCGCAGGCCGACGCCCCGAUAGGAACCAGAGUCACCAUCGACUCGGGCGUCAUCGAAGGCCUCACCGGACAGUUCACCACCGCCGACGGCGCUCCCCGCGUCAACGAAUAUCUUGGAAUUCCCUUUGGACGUAUUCCGCGCCGAUUCGACCGAGCCGAGAACCCGCGGAAAUGGUCCGGCAUACUCGAUGCCACCGAAUAUAGAACCACAUGCCUCCAGCAGUUUAGCUACCCCGAGGAUGCUAGAGAGCGAACCAUCCGAUUCUUUGAUACACCAGCUCCCCCCACCGACGAGGGGGAAGACUGCUUACAUCUCAACGUAUAUACCCCGGCUGACGCACAGCCCGGAUCCAAAGCUGUCAUAUUCUGGCUAUAUGGUGGUAGCUUCAAAUUUGGAUCGGCUGCGUUGCCCUUAUAUACCGGUGCGGGCAUUGCCGCUCAGCAAGAUGUCAUUGUGGUCACGGCCAACUACCGCACCAAUGUCUUUGGAUUCCCCGGAUCGACCGAUAUCCCCCUUGACCAGCGAAACCUGGCCUUUUACGACCAGCGUUUGGCACUGGACUGGGUGCAGCGCAACAUCGGCGCCAUGGGUGGUGACCCGAACCGAGUAACCAUCGUUGGAGAGUCAGCCGGCGCCGGAAGCGUUGAUAGCCUUGUCACUCUCCCUCCUGAUCCCAUUCCGUUUUCUGCUGCCAUUAUGGAAUCGGGCCAAAAUUCAGUAUACAUUGACAAGAAGGACUCGGUCAAGUCCUGGGCUGAGCUUGUUGUCCGCGUCGGAUGCGACAGAGCCUUCAAUGAACUCGACUGCAUGCGCAGAGUCCCAGCGACUGACCUUCUCGAAGCCGAAGAAAAGGCCCAACUCACGUUCUGGCCUGUACCCGACGAUAUCACAUGGGCCAAGCGUGCCCGCAUCAACCGGCUGCAGUCGCGCGACGGCAACAGCAAGAUUGCCCGCGUGCCAAUCCUAAUUGGCUCCAACGCGGAUGAAGGCACAUUGUUGCAGUACGGCAAAUCGCCGGAGGAGCAGAAGAAAUAUGGUCUGCUUGCGUUCCAGUGCCCAGCGGCCGUGGUUGCCGACGAAAGUCACGCUGUGGGCAUUCCGACAUGGCGAUACUACUUCAACGCCUCCUUUCCUAACACACAAUUCUUCGAGGGCGCUGGAGCCUACCACUCGUCGGAGAUUUCUCUCAUCUUUGGCACAUUUCCGAUCAAGGGCACUACGCCGGGACAGCGCGUGCUGAGCGCAAAGAUGCAAAAGGCGUGGGCUGACUUUGCAAAGAACCCAACGGCCGGGCCGGGCUGGGAUCAGCAGCCUGCUCUAGGUAUUAUUGACGGAGCGUCAGCGACAAUUCAGAAUGUCAAGGAUCGCUCGAGACUUGAUGCGAUUGAUAAAGGCUGCGCGGCGAACAAGCUGCUUUACGAUCUGAUAUCACUCUUGCAGUAAAAGAGAAAUUAGGAAGGUGGAGCGUAUAUGAAAUCAAACCGUGUGUUCUGGUUAUUUUGGUACAUAUCGAGUAGAUAAUUGUAAAUAAUCAUAAUAGUGAUACAUAUAGAUGAAUAAUGAUCAUAUAAGCUAUAGCGCGGGUGUUGAAGGGGACAAGUGCUCAACAGUGUUAUGUAU
[Torrubiella] hemipterigena is the source of this 3661-nucleotide messenger RNA. NCBI's taxonomy places the organism in Eukaryota, Fungi, Ascomycota, Sordariomycetes, Hypocreales, Clavicipitaceae. The record is from the annotation of a GenBank genome assembly.